Molecule: messenger RNA, 2062 nt
Organism: Labeo rohita (rohu)
Lineage: Eukaryota; Metazoa; Chordata; Actinopteri; Cypriniformes; Cyprinidae
Product: 2-epi-5-epi-valiolone synthase
Exons: 5
Coding region: 21-1376 (451 amino acids)
Biological process (GO): antibiotic biosynthetic process
Molecular function (GO): 3-dehydroquinate synthase activity
Source: RefSeq, a predicted model, not a curated record
CUUUCGCGUUUCAACUCAAUAUGUCUCACGCUUCAAAAAUCAGUGACGGAGUCUGUGAUCAAGUGACUGAGUUCAGAUUGGUCCAUGCAGACUGUACGUGGAGCAGACAGACGGCAGACUGUGAGCACUUUGAAGGACGGCUGUCAGACGCCAAGAUUUAUGAGUCUUCAUCAGAAGAUGGAGUCACAUGGACAGUGGUCAGUCCUAUCGUCUUUACCUAUCGCGUCAUUCAGUGUGAGAGGCUUCUGGAUGCAAGCAAUGACACCUUACUCUUCGGCCAUAUCUCCAACCCUACAGAGCUCCAGGCCCUUAAGAACAACAGUAAAGUAAUGAAGCGAUUCAUUGUGAUUGACGAGACUGUUAAUGAUCUUUACGGCUCACAAGUGGCAGCUUAUUUCAAAGCUAGGGGGGUGACAUACAAGAUCCUUCCCUUACCCACAACUGAGGAGAACAAGUCCAUGACAUUGGUGACCAGAAUCUUGGAGGAGGUCCAUAAAUUUGGGAUUGACCGCCGUACGGAGCCCAUUAUCGCUAUCGGUGGCGGCGUGUGUCUGGAUAUCACGGGUCUCGCGGCAUCACUGUACCGCAGACGUACUCCGUAUAUCCGAGUCCCUACUUCGCUGUUGGCUUACAUCGACGCCAGUGUAGGUGCAAAGACUGGGGUCAAUUUUGCCAACUGUAAAAAUAAGCUAGGAUCAUACAUCCCACCUGUGGCAGCGUUCCUGGACAAGAGUUUCCUCGGCACUCUGCCCCGCCGCCAUAUUUCUAAUGGAAUGGCCGAGAUGCUGAAGAUGGCGCUGAUGAAACACAGAGGACUCUUUGAACUUUUGGAGAAGGAGGGCAGACUUUUGUUGGACUCUAGUUUCCAACCACUGAAGAGAAUCCCAGAAAAUGUGCAUUCGGACCCAGCGAGUGUGUCCACGAGACUGGCCAUUGAAACCAUGCUGGAGGAACUUGCCCCAAACCUGUGGGAGGAUGAUCUGGACCGGCUGGUGGACUUUGGCCAUAUCAUCAGUCCAGAGCUUGAAAUGAAAAUACUUCCUGCGCUUCUGCAUGGAGAGGCGGUGAACAUUGACAUGGCUUUCAUGGUCUACGUGGCUCGUGAAAGGGGCUUUCUGACAGAAGAAGAGAAAAGACGGAUCAUUGUGUGUAUGCAGAGUCUAGAUCUUCCUGUGUGGCAUUCAGACUGCACUCUGGAUCUAGUACUGAAGUCCCUUACUGAACGUCUCAAACACUCCAGAGGAUUUCUGAGAAUGCCUCUACCCACAGCACUGGGAAAAGCAAGAAUCUUCAAUGACACAGAAGAGAGCACUGUGUGCCAAGCGUUCAAGAAGUGGUGUGAUGAACAGUGUGAAACCACCAUGAAACCAGAAUAACACACCAAAGGAAAUGUUGAGUCUGGUUAUAUUCCUAAACCAAGAAAACAUCUGUGCUGCAAAAUCAUGACGCACCAAAUCAUGAAUGAAAAAAACUCCAGAGAUUGUGAAAACCACUCAGUUUUAUUUCAAUGUCUGUAACAUUUUCAUUCCCAAUACACUUGUCAAGCUUUAAAACCCAACAAUGAAAUGCUACUUUCCUCAUAAAGCUUCCCAGUGGAAGUUUCAUGGUUUGAGUGAAAGGUGACUUUCCCAACAGGUUUAAAGUGGGCCGGCUUCCAGUACUGAAUUCAUAAGAAAAUUAAUGUUUUAUACAGAAAUUCAACCAAAAAUCAACAUUGCAAGGUAUUCUAAGUUCCUUCUUAAAUAAUGUUUGGUUAAGCUUCAAAAAUAUAAUACAAAAGUCUAUUAACAAAACAAAAACCAUCUUGUGGCCAAGACACUUUUAUAAAAGACAGACCGAUCUGUAUUUGUUAUGAAAAGACGUAUGGUUGAAGUUCCACGGAAGCCUGUUUUCAAGGCACCUUUCGUUGACGUCACUGAUACAUAUGCAUUCAUACAGGAGCCUUGUGCUUUACCUGUUACCUGAUUGUCUGUAUUAUUGCUCAGAAAAAAAUUGCAACAAAUCCACAGCUAUAAAUCCACGACGAGAUACAUAACAGUUUCACUGCAUAUUUAGACUCCAC